This is a messenger RNA of Ylistrum balloti, 3149 nucleotides long. RefSeq names its product ral GTPase-activating protein subunit alpha-1-like. Gene Ontology annotation, cellular component: cytoplasm; nucleus. The annotation marks the transcript as partial. Gene Ontology annotation, biological process: positive regulation of GTPase activity. NCBI's taxonomy places the organism in Eukaryota, Metazoa, Mollusca, Bivalvia, Pectinida, Pectinidae. The record is from RefSeq and is a predicted model, not a curated record. The transcript has 25 exons. Gene Ontology annotation, molecular function: GTPase activator activity.
AUGUCUUCGGCCCUGGCUAUGUUUAGGAAAGCUCCUAGUCAUGGUGACAUUAGGAAAUCAGCACAGAAAGUCUCUGACCCGAAAAAAGACACUCCGACACGACUGAAGCAUCUUCGUCAGGUGCUCGAAAAUUAUGAAGUUCCCGAUGCCAAGUCUUUCUUUGUAGCCAACUAUUCCCAUAUUUACUUUAUCUUCAACGAUAACUUUGCCACAGUUGAAGCAGAUUUAAAACAGAGAGCUAACAAGGCACAUAGAGAAGAACUAGACAGCAUUCUUCAAAUAUUUGAGAAAAUUCUACUGCUGUUGCCCGAGUUGGUUCAUAAAAGAUGGAUGUUUCACAGUAUAGGUCGUAUUAUGAAAAAAUUACUUCAUCCAAGCAAUGGUUUGAAGACAAGAAAAGAUGGUAUGAGAUUGUUUAUAAUAUGGUAUCAGAUAUUACAAGGGAAUGCAUCAGAGGAAUGCCACCGUAUUUUUCUACAGCUGGUGCCAGGUUUGGGUGACGGAGUUCAGCAAGAGCUGCUUAGCAGUAGUCGUAACAGCACCUCAGAACCCACUGACUGGCCAGACUGUGGUGGGUUGAUAGCUGCUGGAGAAAUCACACCAAUCUUACCAGCUAGCGGAGAAAAGUUGCCUGAUAAUAUCACCAAGCACUUCUUUGACUGUCUUCUUCAUGACAUGGUAUCAGAGAUUUCUAAAGUGGUAUGGCUUAAUAAAGAGAUGCAGGAGGCUAGUUUCAUUUUCUUAUUUGACAAAUUUAAAACCACCUAUCUGACAUGGCUACUCCCUGACUUCGACAGAAGUAGCAGUAUCUAUGAUCCGGUCUUGGAAAUGCCAGAGAAACGUAAGAUGCAGGACAUGAAGAGUAAGGAUCUACCAGUCAAUGUUGCUGAAUGUCGUUACUCCUAUAUCAAGUGGCUGGCAUUAUUCCUUGUUGUCUCCAAUAAGCCUGAACAGCAGACUGAUAAUGAUGUUGGCUGUACUGUUGGGGAGUCUGUUGUGGCAGAAGAUGAUCAAAAGGACAUGGUUGACCACAAAGUGACCACUGGCGAACACAUGCCAGGCAGUAAUGCAAGUACACUGUCGACAGUGUCACACAGUUCUGAACAAGACUCGGCCAACUCCAGUCUCUGUUAUGAGGAUGUUGAUAAUGACAACAGUAUAGUGCGGACAGUUCUCUUUUCUACGCGGGAAAAUGUCAACAUUGUACACGAGUCAUUUAGACAGGCCUUGCUCUUUUCCUUUCAACAUGCGAAAGCAAUUAAGACUGUAAUUGGUGUUUACAAGGACUGGUUUCAGCAUGCAGAUCAAAAGCCUAUCUUCAUGCAGGAACCAUGUGAGAACGGGACGGUGCCGAGUCAGCGAGACACGCCCGAAUUUCAUCACAGUCUCUCUGAUAUCAUGGAGGAGGAAGGUUCAUCUGAUGAAUCAGUCCCCUAUACAGGGAUUCGUCAGCUCAUCACCCUGGAUACUACACAGGACAAGUCCAAGAUCCGGAAUGCGUCCUAUUUAGGGGCAAUCCAGGAUCUGGCAGAUGGUGGUGACCACAGUCAGUAUGAUAUCCGUGCUGGUAUACAGAAGGUUUUGCAGGUGUUCAUCACGAAUGCUGCCAAUAUCUUCUUGUUACAGACUGAUGAUGAAAACAUGCUUACAGAACAGGUGGAUCUCUGUAAGAGGGUUUUAAAUAUCUACAGGUUUUUGGUUAUGAAUAUUAAAAUGGAACAGAAAACCUGGGAGAAGAUGCUACAGGUGUUACUAUGUGUCACAUCAGGUGUACUACACCAAAUUCCCAUUGACAUGAAAUGGAAAUUUCUUGGUGGUCGCAUGGCACAGAUUAUAUUUCAGACGUUGAUCGUCACUUGGAUCAAAGCGAAUCUCAAUGUGUUUGUAUCAACGGAGCUAUGGGACGAGUUUCUCCAGGUGUUGUCUUCCCUGACUUCCUGGCCGGAGCUUAUCCAGGAAUGGGCGAAAACUAUGGCAAUACUGACCCGAGUACUGGCACGUCAAGUGUACAACCUUGAUCUCCAUGACCUGCCUCUACAGAGGCUCAGUGAGCAGAAAGCCAAGAGGAAGAGGGGCCGAAGUCAAGAUAUUCCCAAGACAAAGAACACAGAUAAAAGUUUCUCUAAGAGCUGGAGUAAGAAUGAGCCACAGGGAGCAACUGUGGAUAAGUCAUCUUCUGUUACUCUUGGUGGAUUUGAGCGUGGCAAAUAUAAGAGUGAUGGAGCAGGUGGAGGACGUGCACGCCCUGAUCUGAGCAAACAGCGGUCAUUGAGUGGAGAACCAUCACCCUCUCAUUCCCGUACUCCCUCUAACGCAUCUGAUACAGUGCUUUAUACACGUAGCAGUAGUGAUGGCAACCUUGCUGAAGCCAGUGAACUUGUGGAGCGACUCAAAGGUUUUGAUAUAGAUAGUGUUGCUAACAAGAAAGGGCUGGAUGGCUACCCAGCAUGUAACAUAACCAUAUCAGUAUCUGCCUAUAAGAUAUCUGAUAGCGUAGGGGCUGCCACACCAGAGGAUCAGGAGGUUGCAGAGAUCACUUUAGCCUCUAGUCUGCCCAGUGCCCAUGACAUGGAAUAUAAUGUAGAAAGUGCAAGUCUGGAUAGAUCUGAUGACACAGCAUUCAGAUUUUCUCGAACACCAUCUCCAUUGUCUCUUCACUCCAAGUCACGAUCACCCUCCCCCUGUAGUGAGCUUACUGUGGAAGGGGUCAACAAUCACAAAGACUGCCCCACCCCUGACCGCGACAGUCUCCACAUAGAAAUAGUGGCCACCGAGGAAAUCCCUAUAGGCAAAGAGUCAAUGGAGGAUAUGAAGAGUGUACUGGCAGGUGGGGCUGUGAUUGGGUGGACGCCAGAUGUGGCUGUUGUCAUGUGGAGGAGGAUGCUGGGAUCCCUGGGCAACAUAAACCAGAUAGAGGAUGGUGAAAACCAUGCCAUUGUCUAUGAGGAGCUCAGCUUCUUACUGGAAACUCUAUAUAAGAUGCGGGAUAACCUUGGAGUAACAGUGGACAAUAUGAACUCCCCAUCUCCACCAGAACUUCUCCCACCUAUACAUCUGUAUGCACCCUGGCUGUUUGAGUGUCUGACCCUGUCCAACAAGUACAAACGUGGCAAGUUGUUGGCAUACCAGCUCAUGUGUCAGAUGGUGGU